Molecule: messenger RNA, 8171 nt
Organism: Hemicordylus capensis (graceful crag lizard)
Lineage: Eukaryota; Metazoa; Chordata; Lepidosauria; Squamata; Cordylidae
Product: RNA-binding protein 14-like
Exons: 4
Coding region: 188-2275 (695 amino acids)
Biological process (GO): mRNA splicing, via spliceosome
Cellular component (GO): nuclear speck
Molecular function (GO): mRNA binding
Source: RefSeq, a predicted model, not a curated record
UAGGCGGCGGCCAGGAGGGUGGGCGGGGGAGCGGCGGCGCGCCUGCGCCCUGCGCUUCCCUCCCCCCGGCCGCCGCCGCCAUCUUGCGCGCCGUUCCCUCCCUCCAGCCCGCCCUCCUCCUCCUCCUCCCGGCCUCUCUCCGCCGCCCGUGCUGCCCGGUGACUGAGGCGGAGGCCGGAGCGAGCCGAUGCGCCCGGGCGUGAAGCUCUUCGUGGGCAACGUGCCCGACCAGGCGUCGCCGGUAGAGCUGCGCGAGCUGUUCGAGGCGGCGGGGGUGGAGCCGGGCGAGCUGCUGAGCGUGGCCCUGAUGAAGCAGUUCGCCUUCGUCCACAUGCGCGACGAGGCGGCGGCCGAGCGGGCCGUGCUGCGGGUCAACGGGCAGCCGCUCCACGGGCGCCGCGUGGUGGUCGAGCCCUCCCGGCCCCGCCCCACCCACACCGUCAAGAUCUUCGUCGGCAACGUCUCGGCCGCCUGCACCAGCGGCGAGCUGCGCCUCCUCUUCCAGCACUACGGGCCCGUCGUCGAGUGCGACGUCGUCAAAGACUUUGCGUUUGUUCACAUGGAGAACGAAGAGAACGCUAGAGCCGCCAUUGAACACCUGAACGGACGGGAAGUCAAAGGCAAAAGGAUUAACGUGGAGCUCUCGAACAAGGCGCACAAGAGGGGCACGGCCGGGCAGCAGGGAGGCGGAGCCGAAAGGAACAAGAUCCCCACCCUGGAGAAGCUGCAGGCCCGGGGCGACGGCUUGAGGCCUGACCUGAACUCCCAAGGGGCAGCCCCGGCGUACUCGGCGCUGGAGUAUGACUAUCAGCAGCGGCUGGGCGGCGGCAGCGGCACUGGCGGCAGCAGCGGCCUGACCAAGUUUGACCCCUCUGACAGCCAGGCCCGGCAGAUCUCCCCCUCCUACUUUGGCAGGGACAGAAGCCCCAUCAGACGCUCGCCCACCAGAGCAGGCUACAUGCAUCCGAUGGCGGCCCAGCAAGCGACCUACCGGGACCAGCCCUCGGCCUCCCUGGGAGCAUCCUACCGGGACCAGCCUUCGGCCUCGCUUGGCAUGGCUUACCGGCCCCAGCCGACGACCGGCCAGGCGGCCCUGUACAGAGCCCAGUCCUCGGCACUGCUCAGCAAUGCCUACCGAGCCCAGUCCUCUGCCCCCCUGGGGAAUUCUGCUGCCCAGCCAGCAGCCUCGGCCCUGACCUCCUACAGUGCCCAGGCGGCUGCUACUUACAGUGCCCAGUCUGCCGCAGUGGCGGCGGCUGCUGCCGCCUACGGGGCCCAGCCUGCCGCCUCCCAGGUUUCCUCCUACGGGGCCCAGCCGGCGGCGACCUACGCUGCCACUUAUGGGGCCCAGGCCGCGGCGACGUAUGCAGCUUCCUAUGGGGCCCAGGCCGCGGCGGCGGCCGCGGCACUCUCGGCAUCUUACGGGGCCCAGCCUGCGACCAGCCAGUCAGCCUUGUACAGCGCCCACUCGCUCUCGGCGCAGCCUGCUUCGUACGGCGUGCAGGCGGCUGUCGGCCACGCGGCGGCCUACGGGGCCCAGGCCACGUCUGCCCUGCCGGCGGCCUACGGGGCCCAGUCCGCGGCAAGCCUGGCCGCCGCUUACAGCAUGCAGGAUGCGGCCGCCGCCGCCUCCUAUAAAAACCAGCUCUCUGCUUCACUGUCGACAGCCUACCGCGCCCAAGUCUCCAACCCGGCCGAGGCGAGCUAUGCAGCCCAGCAGUCUGCGUCCGUCCCCUUGGCGGCCGGCUACCGAGCUCAGGCGGCGUACAAUGGGCUGUCUCAGUCCGCCCAGCAGGCGGCCUCGUAUGCGGGAGUGUCUCAGGCCGAAGCCGCCGCCCUCCACCCGCCCUAUGAGCGCACCCGCCUCUCCCCGCCGUGCGGCAGCCGCGAGGAGCUCUACAGAAAAGCAGCGGCGAUGAAUAAGAGGUACGGUUCUGACCUCUCAGAUGACCGCCGUUUAUCUGACCUCUCAGAUUUCCGCCGUUUAGCAGACUCCCCCCACGCAUACCGCCAUUCGCCGACAAAGGCUCAACUGGAUUUCCGCCGUCUCCCAGAAUCGCAGUCCGAUUACGCCCGAAACGAAAUUGUUCCUGUCUUGAAAACCCUCCUCGAAUGUCCUUGCAGCGGUGAACGCUUGGUGUCUUCCCAGGCCAGCUCGAUUGCGUUGAUGCAACAGUAUACUUCGUUGAUGUACGCCAGUUCCGAGUAUGCAGCCAACCUGCUGUUAGAAGCGAGCUUAGUCUUUCUCCCCCACUUUUUUAUCAGCUGUAAAUAAAGAAUGAGCUGAUGGACAGUUUAGAAAACCCAGCUGUCUGGUGUACAUUUCUUCCGGGGGUUGGGGGGGUGUGGUGUUGCUUGCUUCCCAGCUCAGGGCCAUCUCCUCUGAAGUGGACUCGGGGCGGGUGAUCGGUACGGCGUGAGUGACGGUGUCCGUUGUUCUACGGUACGCUCCGUUCGAAUCGAAACGGCCUGCGCAAAGCCCUGCCCCUCCCGUCAUCCUUCUUUUCAGAUCUCUCUGCCGUGUUGGUCGUCUUCGUGUCAUGUUCUCCAGCAGGGCUAGUGAAACCCCUCUCUCUCCCAAACUCUGGUGGGGAGGACCAAGGAAUUGGAGAGAGCCCAUGGAGCCCCAAGAAGCAGGAAAAUCUCUGGGUGGGGUGGAAGAGAGGUGUGGGAUUAUGCAACUGUAAAGAGCUGGAGUGAGCGAACAGAGCCGAUAGAAGCCGUGCCUGGGUUGACAGCUUCAGUUGGGUGCCCUCCACUACCCUGGUUGCAUGGGAUAGGGCACGGUCCUUGCAUGAAGACUGCUUCAGGAGAUGAACUAGGUAUAUUUGGUAUCCCCCUGCUUAGGCGCGGAGAGGUGCGGGGCCUCUUCCCUAGACCACCUGUAUUUGUAGCAGUGAACCAUUGCUCUCGUCUCCUCCUGCUUUACUGUUUUUCUGGAGACCCUCGCUGCUGCUUCUACUUCUACUUCCAAAGGGCUAGGCCUAUUAAUCCGUUGCAGUGGAAAUGGUGUCAUGGUUGCUCGAUCGUGCUGCUUCUCUUCCUGGUUUUAUACCAUUUUGGAACCUUGGCCAGAUUCUAGAUGGGAGUGGGGCUUUAAAAAGAUGGGCCUCAUCCAGACGAAGUCUGCCAUGGCUAAGUAUCACUGGAGUAGGAGACGAGUUACUCAUGACUUGCUUGAGUCCUGUAAGUUUCAGUGGGGCUUAGUCCAGAUCCUGCCCGUUUCUCCCAAGUGAGAAGUUUCGGAAUGAACAGAGAGCUUCCCCUCCCACAUGUAUUGCCGAAUAAGUGUUGGUAACCUAGGGGUUCCCAACUUGUGGUACUCGAGCUGUUGCUGAACUACAACUCCCAUCAUCCCCAGCUGCAACUCUUUAUGGCUGAGGAUGAUGAGGGUUGGAGUACCUGACCUACACAUGCCACAUCGUCGCCCGCAGCUGCGUUUUGGUCCACGUCUGAUGAAGUGGACUGUCGUCCCCCAAAGCUUGCCCCAAAAUAAACCUGCCCAGGUGGAAGGUGCUCGGAAAGGGGGUUACUCUGCAGCUGAACUGAAAAGUAGCACAGUCGACAGAGAGUGAUGGCACAGUCGCAAGGGGACCAUGACUGUGCUUGGAACAAGGCCAACCUCUUGAUGAUCCGUGUCUUCCAAGUAGCGAGCUAACUGCUCUUUGUAUGGCUCUUCACAGGAUUAUGCUUGCUAGGGAGUUGAUUUUUAAAAGUACAAACUCUCUCUCCUCCUGUGCUGCAUCUCUUGCUUGUUUCUAAGGCUGAGGUUUCCUGGGCAGUCCUUAUUACAGCUUGCAUGAUCUGCCGCUUUAAUUUUCACGUGGCCCAGACAGAAUUGCCCAAGAACAGCUUUACAAGGUAUAAAUAAUGUCCUAUCUGUUCCUGUUUUCUCUCUCUCUUUUUUUUUUUUGUCGUGACCAGGCACACUGCCAAUGAAGCAGACUGCUCCCUAGAACCAAAGUGUGGCAGUCUGCUUAUGCUCCUGUGUAAUGAGGUCACCGUAUUCACAAUUCCCUCCCCUCUGUUGCUGGGGAACCUACACUGAACCAUCCCUCCGGAGCUUACAACUGGGAAUGAGAGAAGGGAGCACAUCUUGUUUCUCCAUUGCUGGAAUAUAUGCUAGACAACCUGCACAACUGCGGCCCUCCGGCUGCUUUUUUGGACUACGAAUCCCAUCACGCCCAGCCACCGUGGCCAAUAGGAAUUAUGGGAUUUGUAGUCCAGCAUCUGUGGUGGGGGGCAAAGUUAGGUAGUCGUGCUCUGAGAUAACCAUCUUGCUCCCAUAUUCUUUGGAGCCAAAGUAAUUGCCAUGAAAGCUGGUGGGGAAAGGAAGGGAGGGGGAGAUACGUUCUGCCCCCUUGUCUGGCUUGGGAGAAUGUGGGUCUGCUGCCAGAAAAUGGGCCGGGGUGGUUGGGUGGCAGCUGUGUUGUUCCCCUCUCAUUAUUGUCUUAGGUGCUGUGACCUCGUCUAGAGCACUCUAGGGAAAGGUUCAGCAACGGGCUAGGGUCCCAGGGCGUCAUGCUGGUAUUGGCAAGGGAGCUUUGGAGUAGGGCCUACUUAUUUAGAAAUAACCAAAUGGAUGCUUGUGGACCUUAGUAUCAUUCUGCUCUUGAUUUGUACCCAGUUAACUAGCUGCCACUAAACUAUCCCAAGGCUCCAAUCUUGCAGACCAACGUCAAGUGUAUGGCCUGUUCUAUCGCUACAGACAGCAUUCUGUACUCCUGGAAGCCAUUUGGCUAAAGGAGAAGCUCUUGAGCUUGCCAGUUUCAUGUAGCCUUCAAAAUAAGACAGGACUGCACCUUGAGAGUUUUUUUUCUUUUCUUACAACUAAUUUAGGAAUAUAGGAAGCAGCCAAGGUUGCAGGCAGGAAUCUUUCUCUGAGCCCUAUCUUGGAGAUGCUGCCAGGGAGGGAACUUGGAAUCUAGAUGCUCUUCCCAGAGCGGCUCCAUUCCCUGAGGGGAAUCUCUUCCAGUGCUCACACUUCUAGUCUCCCAUUCAUAUGCCACCAGGGUGGACCCUGCUUAGCUAAGGGGACAAGUCAUGCUUGCUACCACCUAAUGGCACAUCAGGGAAGUAGCUUGCCUAGCAAGCAAGAGGUUGCCGGUUCGAAUCCCUGCUAGUAUGUUUCCCAGACUAUGGGGAACAUCUGUAUCAGGCAGCAACAAUAUAGGAAGAUGCUGAAAGGCAUCAUCUCCUGCUGCACGGGAGAUGGCCAUGGUAAACCCCUCCUGUUUUCUACCAAGAAAACCACAUGGCUCUUUGGUUCACCAGGAGUCGACACCAACUCGACGACACUACUUUACAAGAAGACCAGCUCUCCUAACUUCUCAGCCAGAGGGGCAAUGAGUUUUGUGAGAGAUUAUUUGAGUUGAACAACACACCCAUAUUUGACAUUUAAACCACUGUGGCAGUGAGAGAAGUAAGACAGUUCAGUUACCACCAGUUGUCUGCAGUCCCUAAUAGCCCAGAUCGGAGGUGAGAUCUUCCUCUGUUCCAGGCCUUCACCCUCUCUGUUCUUGCUUCCAUAUUCUCAUCACUUCAUUUGUACCCCAGAUGCAAUUGUGGGGGGUCCUCUGCUAUUCCCAGUAGUCUCUCUAACAGAAGGAUCAGAGAAGAUACCGUGCUGUCUUGAAGGGUUGGGGGUGGAGGGGAGAAGAGACCAUCCUCUUAGCCAGUAAAAGCCAUACCAACCAAUGCAAAUGGUUGACUUGCAAAGUUUUACAUUCCCACUAUGACCCCAGACAGCCCCCAAGUCCACCUUUCCCUUCAGGACUCGCCAAACUGCACAAGUAUUCUCAAAAGGUAGACUGGCGGACAUAAAUGACGUGGCUGUGACGGAGAGCAAGAAACUGCCUUGAGCAGGCAACAUGGCCUAUGCCAGGCUGUCCCGGAAUCUCUGGACGAUCUGUGCCCUGAUGGUGCAGGCCUCGCUGGAGAGCUGAACCAAGGGGCUCUGUGUAGGCAGCUCCCGUUCAGCAUCUGCUCCCUCCUCCACCCUCUUCCCUUUCCCGCAGUGGGGUUUUGUGGCUCAGGGAAAUGUUGGGCAGGACACAGCAAGCCAGGAAGAUCUGGCACACCUGUGUGGGGGUGGGUGUUGUAGGGCUACAGGGAAACAGAAUGGCCACAUUUUCAAUGGGUAGCUCCAGUCCCCUGUGGACAGAAGAGGAAAUGGAAUCUGUAUUAGUGGGUGGUUUGUGUUGAAGGCUGUGCAGAAGGCCUGUAGCAAAUUGAGGAUCAAACCGAGCUGACCUAAGCAGCCUUAAUUCAGCUUCUGGAACAUCAAUAUACUUCCUUUCCCCCCCACUCCCAUAGUUUGGAAUUUCUAGCACUUUGACAUCUUGAAUUUUAUCAUAUCUACAUGGCCCACACACACACACAAGAUUUUGAGGGUUUGGGGUUGUGUACCUUCUGCCUAUCUCAUCUAUCCCUCUGGUUUGUUUGGCCCUGAUAACAGUUCCUUCCAGUCCCUACAUCUCUCCCAGUCUGAACCAAAAGAGGGUACAAAGCCUCACCUGGCAAAGUUUUACAUAUAUGCCUCCUGCCUUAAUUAAUUAACAUAUUUGUAUACUGCCCAAAACACAAGUCUCUGGGCAAUUUACAACAAAACAAAAAGGUUAAAAUGUUACAACAAGUAAAACUUAACAUUCAAACUAUUAAAAAUCAUCAAACUAUUAAAACUAAUUAAAAGCUUGGGUGAACAAACAUCUUGACUGCCUUUUUAAAAGUUGUAAGAGAUGGGGAGGCUCUUAUUACAGCAGGGAGCGUGUUCCAAAGCCUCGGGGAAGCAACAGAGAAGGCACGUCCCGAUGAGCCACCAGAGUGGCAACUGCAUUCAUUCAUUCGAUUUCUAUACCGCCCUUCCAAAAAUGGCUCAGUACAGUUUACAUGGAGAAAUAACAAACAAAUAAGGUGGAACCCUGUCCCCAAAGGGCUCACAAUCCUUAAAAAGCUGCAGACGAACCUCUCCUGAUGAUCUCAAUGGGCGGUGGGGUUCAUAGCAAAGAAAGCGUUCUCUUAAAUACCCAGAGCCCAAGCCAUUUAGGGCUUUAUAGGUUAUAACCUAAGACCUUAUAUUUUGCCCGGAAACCUAUUGGCAACCAGUGUAGAUCUUUCAAGAUAGGAAUGAAAUGGUCUUUCCGAGGUGACCCAGAGUCCACAAAGCUGCUUCCUAGCCAGCUUGCUGUGCAGGCGGUUUGCAUGGCUCUGAGCGGGAGGCCCCGGCACCGACUCGACCAGCAGCAGCCGGAGCUGAGAGAGGCGGGCCAGCUGCCGAGCUCUCCCGCGGGGCGGCGUGCGGGCAGGAGCCCGGCUGCUGGGCCGCCACGUGGGUGAUGCUGCCGCGGGGGUCCCGCGGCGCCAGCAGCAUCUUCCGUCGCCACGGCAACCAAAGCGGAGGACUUCCCCCGCAGCGAGCGGAAGUUCCGCCUCCUGCCGCCUUCGCUCACGGUGAUUGGCCGCCGUGUGCCCGGGGACGCCGCAUGGCCCAUAAGACCUCCGCCCACCGGAUAAUUGCCUUUUAGAGACUUCCGCGCGCGGGGGGGGAGGAGCAUCCACCCAAACUGGAGGCGCUUGCUGCGGCAGCCUAUGCCGGGCCUGCUGAAUUUUGGGCUGACAAACGAGGGGUCAGAUAUGUGGCUGGAGUUCUGUUCAGCCUUUAUCUGUCAAUCAAAUUCUCUUUCCUCAGUUUUUCUCCUGCCGUAUAAAAUACCUAUCAACGUGACACCCACCCCCCCACUUUAAUUAAACACCAACCAAAACAGAAUUAUCUGCACACCCUCGCUAGGAUGCCGCUCCUGACGCAGUCCCCUUGCUGUGCCAGUGUAUUCCGCCGCAGUCAAGUAAGUAAACAAAUAAGUAUUAUUUACCUGCACUAGUGUUGAGCUGACAUGGCUACUCUCUGUUUUCCUUGGCAUUUUGUCGAGGACAAGGGGUGCUCCAUAGCUGGGGUUCUCUUCUGCUGGUGGAGAGUAAACAUGACUGAUGAUUUUAUAUGGUUUUUAGACUUAUAGAUGAUGUUAACCAAAUGAGUUUCCUGAUGUCUGCAUAUACUAUUAUGUCAUUGUUGGAUCUGUCUGCACCUUGAGAAGACGUGAACUGUAUAAUACUGGAGUGGCAACCUGGUUCUGUGAUGUUGCAUUCUAUCAAUAAAGAUCAAGUUGGUAACAGUU